CAUUCCACUCGACUCGCUACUCCGCUCACGCCGCCCGCCAUGGCCAUGCAGACCCCGACUAUCCCGUCGCGCCUCGCGCAGGCCGUCAAGAUCGCGCGCACGCACGACGAGGCCCGCACCCGCGUCCUCUCGGCAUACCGGCACUGGUACAGGAGCGCGCCCGAGAUCUGCGCGUUGUACGCGCUCAACGUGAGCCCGAGCGCUAUCCGGCUCAAGAUCCGCGAGGACUUUGAGAAGGCGCGCAGCGUCCAGGACCUCAAGGUCAUCAACAUGCUGCUGCACAAGAACUGGGUCGAGUACCAGGAGACGAUGAACUGCUGGAAGCAGGAGCCCCACCUCAUGCACUGGUUCAGGCCGCUGGAGCAGCCUGCAAAGCCCGAGACUUUCAUGGACAAGUUCCUGGCAGGACGCGACGACCCCAAGCAGGUCGGCUCGUUCUAAAUCGGUUAGCAAUGCAUAGAUAUCAGCAGGAUAGUGGCGCGGCUAUGGCUACAACAGAUCGUCUUCUCCCUCACACAUCCUCCGGCCAGUCCACCUCAGCCAGCACCGCGUCGUCAAUUUCGAAGUGCUGGUCCAUUUCCACAUCGGCGUCGUCGACGCGGCCGUUCACCUGCGGCCCGAACGCGCGGUCGAUCUCGGCGCCCGCGCGCUCCGCCUCCUCCUUGUCCUGCCGCUGGCGCUCUUCGAUGUCCUCCAGCGUCCAGAGUGAGAUGCCCGUCUGUGUGUGGUCGAACGGCUGCGAGAUCUGGC
Molecule: messenger RNA, 750 nt
Organism: Cutaneotrichosporon oleaginosum
Lineage: Eukaryota; Fungi; Basidiomycota; Tremellomycetes; Trichosporonales; Trichosporonaceae
Biological process (GO): response to oxidative stress
Source: RefSeq, a predicted model, not a curated record